UUCUUGCAGUUCAUCGUCUUCGCCGCCUUCGUGGCCGCCGCUAACGCUGGAAUCCUGCGAGAGGCAGCACCUCUGACCUACGCGCCAGCUGCGCCUCUGGCAUACUCCGCACCUCUGGCUUAUGCGGCUGCGCCUGUAGCCAAGGCGGUGGUAGCCGCCCCCGUGGCUAAGGCCGUGGUAGCCAAGACCGUCGACGCCGACUUCGACCCCCACCCUCAAUACAGCUACGCCUACGACGUGCACGAUAGCCUGACCGGUGACGCCAAGAGCCAACAGGAAACCCGCGACGGAGACGUUGUCCAGGGUAGCUACUCCCUGAUCGAAGCUGACGGAACCAAACGCACCGUCGACUACACCGCCGAUCCAGUCAACGGAUUCAACGCUGUAGUCCGCAAAGAAGCCGCUGCAGUCGCCGUCAAAGCCGUCGCCGCAGCUCCAGUAGCUCAUGCUGCUCCAGUGGCCGUCGCACCCGCUGCUCCAGUAGCAGUCGCACACGCUGCUCCAGUAGCAGUCGCACACGCUGCUCCCUUGACCUACGCUGCAUCUGCUCCAGUCGCUCAUGCUCCUCUCGCCUACGCCGCCCCAGUUGCCAAAGUCGCCGCUCCAGUGGCCGUUGCUCAUGCCGCUCCAGUCGCCGUCGCACACGCCGCCCCCAUCGCAUACUCCGCUCAACCAGCACACAUCGCGUACUCUGCGCACCCAGCACCCAUCGCAUACGCCGCGCACCCAGCACCCUUCGCCAAGAUCGCAGCCGCACCCGCCCUCACCUACGCAUCCCACUACCUCUAAGCGUCAUGUCGCGUCUUGCCCACGAUAACUCGUCGACUCAGGCUGAACCUUUUUUAUUUAUUUUUUUAGCAGAUUUGUUUGUGACCGAUUAAACUCGUUACAAGUGUA
Molecule: messenger RNA, 897 nt
Organism: Bombus huntii
Lineage: Eukaryota; Metazoa; Arthropoda; Insecta; Hymenoptera; Apidae
Product: cuticle protein 21-like
Exons: 1
Cellular component (GO): extracellular matrix
Source: RefSeq, a predicted model, not a curated record